AGCACUAGCAGUAAUAAGAAACACGUCGAAGUCGUCGUAGUUUUACGUGCUCCCGUCCGUCCCGUGCGCCAUGUCACGCAGCAACGCCUUGAUGUGGUUGUUGCUUCUCGCGCUCUCGUGCUGGUCGUGGUGCGGCGCCGUCACGGCGCGGCCGACCCCGAGCGCCAGCACCAGCACCAGCACAGCCGGCGGCGGCUUCAUCAGGUCGUGGUGCGCGGGGACGGACUACCCGGCCCUGUGCAACGCGACGCUGGCCCCGUACGCGGCGGAGGUCGGGGCCAGCCCGGCGCGCCUGUCGCUGGCGGCGCUGACGGUCACGCUGGACGGCGCGCGGAGGGCGACGGCCGCGAUGAAGGCAAUGGCGGCGGGCGGCGCGAGCAGCCACCACCUCGUGCCCGUGGCGGCCGAGGCGGCGGCAGACUGCGUGGGCAUGCUCGAGGACGCCGUGGACCUGCUGCGGCAGUCGGUGGAGGCAAUGGAGCGCCUCGGCAAGGAGCCGGCCAGCGCCAGUGCCAGCGCCAGCGGGCAGGCCGGGCGGAGCGUCAGGUUCCAGGUGAACAGCGUGCAGACGUGGGCGAGCGCCGCGCUGACGAACGACGGCAUGUGCAUGGAGGGGUUCAAGGGCCAGCCCGCCGUCGUGAGGGAGGCCGUGCGGAGGAACGUCGCCGGCGCCAUGCACCUCACGGCCAUCGCGCUCGCCAUCAUCAACGCCAUGGCCAAGCAAAUGUAGUAGGGUUUACGGCAUGGUGUUACGCACGUACGUGUAUAGCAGUGUGUGUUGUGGAUGCCUUGUGCUUGUGCAUAUAUGUUACGUCUCUCUGUGUGCUGUUCUUGUGUGAUGAAAUGAUCACAUCUGAUCCUGAUUUGUUUAGAGCUGUAACGGAAUAAUCAUGGAUGUCUGCUCACCAGUGUCAGGAUACUGCAAUGGAAGAAUCAUGAUUCGUUGUCA
Zea mays is the source of this 949-nucleotide messenger RNA. RefSeq lists its product as uncharacterized. The record is from RefSeq and is marked validated. The transcript has a single exon. Gene Ontology annotation, biological process: negative regulation of catalytic activity. Lineage: Eukaryota; Viridiplantae; Streptophyta; Magnoliopsida; Poales; Poaceae. Gene Ontology annotation, molecular function: enzyme inhibitor activity. Bases 71 to 730 code for a protein of 219 amino acids.